AUGCAACCAUUGAUGUUCCAGGAGACGACAAAAACAUUUGAAGAGGCAUUACAUGAGAUUUUGGUACUUCAGUGUCAGUUAAUUCUAAUGGCUAAUCCGAGCAAGGGUCAUUUCCGACCACUGCUACCUAUACCCAGUUGGCGAGCUAUCUGUAUACUGCCGCAUUUGAACCAUCAAGUCAUACAAAUAGCUUCAAUGUCAGUAAACACCAACGUCGAUAGUGACACCGAUCUCGAUGUGUUUUCCGGUAUUAUAUGGCAGAUAGGCGUUGAGCAGGUUGAUUAUAAGGCUGGAGCAUCUGAUACCAUCAAGGCCUCGUUGAACAAGAUAGAUUGUGCAUGGCUUUCACUUAUUUCACUUAUGUUGCAGAGGGCUGGUUCAAUAUGGUGUGUGUCGACUUUGAUUACAUGCACUGGUUGGUUUCGGUUGGUGUGGAUGACAACAUUUAUAGAAUGUAAAAGGCAAUCUCUUGAAACCCAGGUAUGUGUUACUGGUGCACAUGCUCCGAUCUGGUGGAUGUCAUGCAUGAGAUAUGUUGACGGCAUCAGUCCAGUGGAGGAACUGGAUUCACCGUGCUCCAGAUCAGCGGUGAUGGUGAAAUCACGUGUUCAGUCUGAUCGGCAGCACUCUAUAGCACCAGCACAUGGUACCGAUGAGCCGGAGGGCGGGUUCUGUACAAUGGACACAUCCAACAUAAUGCAGUAA
Thelazia callipaeda (thelaziosis nematode) is the source of this 705-nucleotide messenger RNA. The record is from the annotation of a GenBank genome assembly. Lineage: Eukaryota; Metazoa; Nematoda; Chromadorea; Rhabditida; Thelaziidae.